GAUUGACAUGUCCUGCAUUCCCUACACCACCUGAAUGUGUGAGGACCCCUGACAUUGACCCAAUACCAUGUGGAGUGAAAGUGACGAUUCAAUGCCCAGAUGAUGUUGUGAUUGAACUGUCAGAUGGUACAAAGGUUUCUGAGAAAGAAUUCACAUGUGAACCCCCUGAAGAAGAGCCUGAAGAUCCAGAUAAACCAAGGAGAAGAAAACCAAAGCCACCUAACCUUGAUGGACCUCCCCCUCAAACUAAACCAAGAUGUCCCAAUGUGAUGCCACCAGCUAAUGGUCAGAUUGACACACCUCGCAGUGCUAGACCUCCAUACAUUCCACCAGAGAGUAUUGCCUUCACGUGUAACCCCUGCUUUAAGUUAGUAGCAGCAGAUGGCAGCACCAGUGAUACAAUCACAUGUCAGGAAAAUGGACGAUUUGAAAAAGAUCCACCAACUUGUGUCUCUGUUGAGUGUACACAGCUAUCAAAUCCUGUGAAUGGAAGAGUGAUUCAAUCGAGCAGUUCCUGCAAUGCAGUGGCCACAUACCAGUGCAAUGAAUGCUUCUCACUCUCUGGUUCUUCAACCAGAAGCUGUGAAGCCCAAGGAUGGUCUGGAACUGCUCCAACUUGCAUUGCCUUGACAUGCCCAGGCAUACCAAGCAAUCCUGUUGGAGGGACAGUGUCUUCAAGAUCCAACACAUGUGGUACGACUGUUUCAUAUAGCUGCAAUGGUCAAUGUGCAACUCUGAUUGGAUCACCCACUAGGACCUGUCUCCCCUCUGGACAAUGGGAUAACCCAACUGAGCCAACCUGUCAAAGUGUACAGUGUCUCCCCUUUCCCACUGAUAUCCCAAAUGGUCAAGUGACUCCAAAAGCCAACACAUGUGAGACAACCUUGACCUACUCCUGCACUGACCCAUGUGCUGAACUGGUAGGGCAAGCCACAAGGACUUGUCUCUCUACUGGACAAUGGUCUCCUCAAAAUCCACCCUCUUGCCAAAUCACAUCCUGCCCCUUUAUCAGCAUUGCCAAUGCUCAGGUAUCAUCUACUAACACGCGAUGCGGCACCACAGUUACAGUCACAUGCAACCCAGGAUUCGAGUUAUCAGGGCAGAGUCAAGUAACCUGUAGGAAGAUUGGCAACCAGCCUGCAGCCUGGAGCCCUGGCCUGCCUACUUGCGGGCAGAGUAAUUGUAAUCCCCCACCCCAGGUCCCCCAGAAUGGAGCCAUCAGUACAACAGGAAGCUCAGUAGGAACUGUAGUUACAUACACAUGUAAUGAGUGCUAUGAACGUGUUGGAACUCCCACCAGGCGCUGUGUAGCACAGUUCAACGGACCACAAUGGGAUGUACCCCAGGAACCAACAUGUCAAAUUAUACAAUGUGAACAACUCAAUCUCCCAAAUGGCCAGGUGUUUGGGACACAAGCUUGUGGACAGUCAGUGCAAUUUCAAUGUAACUUUGGGUUCAGGAGAAUCGGAGCUACAUCUGCUACCUGUGUGCCAAAUAAUCAGGGUGGUGCAGACUGGAGUAACCCAGUACCUUCAUGUCAACGGAGAUGCCCAUUUAUGGGAAAUGGUGUCCAGAGUACCAAGGACCCAACAAGUCCCAGACCGGACCCCAGUGACAAUACAUACAGUCCGGGUGAUCGACUUGUCUUUGUCUGUCCUGAUUGCUUUGAGAUAGUGCCUGAUAAUCCAAACAGUCCUGGAGAUCCAGAUCGUUUGUGUCAACAAGAUGGAACAUGGGAUAAUCCUAUUCCACCUGACUGUAGACCGGUUACUUGCCCACCACUUGGUUCAACCAAUGCCAAUCCUUCUACUGCUGACAACACGUGUGGACAGACUGUACAAUACGGAUGUGACUCUCCAUGCCAGGAAUUAGAUGGCCCAGACCAGAGGACCUGUCUCCAGUCAGGACAGUGGUCAACUCCUAAUGAACCAAGAUGCCAAACCAUAAGUUGUGAACCCAGGCCAAACAAUAUAGCUAAUGGUAGAGCAUCCACAACAGACCAGACCUGCCAGACAAUUGUAACAUAUAGUUGUGAUGAAUGUUACACACUGCGAGGAGCACCUCAAAGAAUUUGCAACCCUGAUAAGCAGUGGCAACCAGCACAAGAACCAUUUUGUGAAAGUCUUACUUGUGCACCGUUGACUAUCCCUAAUGGGGUAGCAAGAGGCACCAAUGAAUGCAACAGCUUUGUCACUAUAGACUGUAAUCCAGGGUUUGUUAGGCAAGGAACAUCAUCUCUCAGGUGUGCACCAGUGCCUGGAGACCCAACCAGGGUGAGAUAUGAGGGGGCACCAGCUACUUGUGGGAGAGUGCGAUGUCCGUAUCCAAUGCCUGAUGACCCCAAUGUUGAGAUAGUACCUGGAAGUGCCACCCCUGACUCAAGCAACACAUUUGCUCCAAAUGAACAAGUCAACUUUAGGUGCAGGGAAUGUUUCACAUUGGACCCUGGAAAUGGUGCAAAUCCUGAUACAGUGACAUGUCUCUCUACAGGAAUAGUUGAUAAACCCCCACCAACCUGUUCUCCUGUGACAUGUCCCCAAUUGUCUGACCCUAGCCCUGGAUCUGUGUUUACUCCUAAUAAUAAUUGUGGGUCCCAGGCCAGGUACAGUUGCCCCAGGUGUUUCAGCCUUGAUGGUCCUUCUGUGAGGGAGUGUGGAGAAAAUGGUCAGUGGACCCCUUUUCAGGAACCUGUCUGUCUUCCUCUCCGAUGUGACACACUCUCUUUGCAAAAUGGUCAGGUCAGUGGAUCCCCAAAUUGUGACAGUACAGUGACAAUCACAUGUAACCAAGGCUUUGAGCUAAAUGGUGACAGGAGUCUGACAUGUCAGCCAGUCCCUGGGGAUCCUUCAAGAGUGGCUUAUGACAGACCACUGCCAUCUUGUGGUAGAGUGCGUUGCCCCUACCCCAUGCCCAAUGACCCUAACUCAGAGAUUGUUGAGAACAUCAGUGCAGACAGGGAUCCUAUAGACAACACAUUUGGUCCUAAUGAAUUUGUGGUGUUCAGAUGCAAAGAAUGCUUCAGUAUAGUGCCAGACAGCAAUGGUGUAGAACAGGACACUGUCACGUGUUUGCCCAGUGGCAAUGUGGAUAGACAGCCACCAUUCUGUCAAUCUGUGACAUGUUCACCAAGACCCACUACGCCAAAUCAAGGUUCAGUCUCCUCUACAGACAACACAUGCAACACUGUGGUGACUUAUGACUGUAACAACUGCUAUAGACUAACAGGUCCCAAUAGCAGAACCUGUCUGCCUAGUGGCCAAUGGUCACAACUCCAAGAGCCUGUUUGCACCCAGUUGCGAUGUGAUGAGCUCUCUGUAGCUAAUGGGAUAGUGAGUGGAUCUCCUAACUGUAACAGUCAGGUGACAAUAGAGUGUAACCAAGGUUUCACAAGAAGUGGUCCUAGCACUAAGCGGUGUGUUCCUGAUCCCAAUGAUCCAACCCGUGCAAUCUAUGAACCCCAACAACCAACAGUAUGUAGUCAAAUUCGCUGCCCCUAUCCCAUGCCCACUGAUCCUAACAGUGAAGUAGUACCUGGAAGUGCAAUUCCUGACUUUGAUGACACUAUAGGACCUGGUGAUACAGUCAGAUACAGGUGUCUUGGUUGUUAUGAAAUCAGUCCUGACCCUAUCACAGGAUCUCCUGAAGAUUCAGUAACCUGCCAACAAGAUGGAAGUCUGCUUGGUUCUCCACCCUCUUGUCAAUUGAAGCGUUGUGAGCCAGCACCCAGUGAUCCUAGUCCAGGCACAGUGAGUCCUAAAGACAACACAUGUGGCACUGCAGUAAGGUAUAGCUGCCCUAGGUGCUACCAGCUAGAAGGUCAAAGUACUCGAGUGUGCCUGCCCAGUGGUCAGUGGUCUGAUCCGGCUGAACCAACAUGCCAACGUCUUGAGUGCCGGACAUUUACGGUAGCCAAUGGACAAGUGAGCGGCUCUAAGAGCUGUGACAAUUCAGUAACUGUUACAUGUGACCCAGGAUUCACAAUACAAGGCCCUGCCACAUUGGCCUGUGUACCUGUAGGCAGUGAUAGGGCUGAGUACAGUGGACCACAACCAACAUGUGGACAAGUUCGCUGUCCCUACCCUAUGCCAAAUAUUGACAGUUUUAUUGUGGAAGAUGAAAGUGCCAGAAGGGCUGCUACAUUUGGGCCUGGGGAGCAAGUGGUAUUCAAAUGUAGGGAAUGUUACAGUAUCAGACCAGACUCAAGUGGUAACCAAGAGGACACUGUCUUCUGCCAGGAGAAUGGAGAAACAUUAGGAUCACCUCCACGAUGUGACAAGCUGUCUUGCUCAGAGUUGCCUGCCCCACUAAAUGGACGAAGAUUUCCGAGUGUUGGCAAUAAUGAAUGUGGAGACCGUUUCUUUUUCCAAUGCAAUUCUGGUUUUGAACCAAAAGGCUCUAAGAUUAAUACAGUGAUCUGCGUUGACACUGGACGUGGGGAUGCUCAGUGGAACAAUGAUCCACUAACAUGUUCAGCAAGAUGCAAUUACCGGUUCCCUCCAUCAAAUGGUGACUUUGCUGAUGAUUCAGCCGACCCCUCUCCAAGUGACAAUCGUUAUUCCCCAGGGGAUGUUGUCAAGUUUAAAUGUAAUCCCUGCUAUGAGCUAGUAGGCCAGGAUACCAGCAACUGUCAAGCUGAUGGCUCUUAUGAUACUAGGAUUCCUGAAUGUGAAAGACUGGUUUGCCCUCCACUGUCAGAAGCCCCAGGCCUAACUAUAUCAUCUCAAAGCAGACUAUGUGGAAGGACUGUGUCAUUUGAUUGCCAGGAUGGCUUUAGGAAAGUAGGAGGAGUAGCUACUGCUGAAUGUCGGGAGACAUUCCCUGGCUCAGGGCAAGCCCAGUGGAGUGGUCAACCACCAACAUGCACAAGAAUCGAAUGCCCGGAUCCAAUGACUCCACUGAAUGGAGCAGUGGACCGUUCACCAGGAGCAACCUCUGCUAAACCUUAUACUCCAGGAGAUAUGGUGACAUUUGUUUGUAAUGACUGCUACAAGAUAGCAGUUGGACCUGGUGGGAUCCCUGAUGAUGAAAUCAUGUGUCUCGAGAGUGGAACAUGGGAUGCACCAUCUCCAACUUGUGAACGCGUGACAUGCAGCCCAGCCCCUUCCAAUCCUAGAAAUGGUCGGGUGGACAGCACCAGCACUGACUGUGAAGCUACUGUGACAUAUAGCUGUGACACCUGCUAUAGAUUGGUGGGAGAUCAGUCACGAACUUGCUCAAAUAAUGGGAUCUGGACCCCAACUCGUGAACCAACAUGUCAAAUAAAAACCUGUACAGAUGUCAGUUCUGUUUUACCUCCGAAUGUGAUAAUUCUCAACCAAGAUAAUAACUGUGGAGGAAAGAUUGAGUUUGCAUGCAACCAAGAAUUCUCACUUAAUGGAGCUGCGAGUCUAGAUUGUUUGGAGGAAUCAUCAGGAGAUGGAGCUACAUGGAGUGGGUCACUCCCAACAUGUUCUCAAAACACAUGCCCGAAUCCAAUGCCAGCUCAGUUGAGACGUGGGAACAUACCAGCCGUUCUAGUUGGCUCCCAAUCUGACAGUGCCCCCUUUACACCGUCAGAGUCACUAUUCUUCAGAUGCGAUGAUCCCUGUUACCAACUUAGUGAGAACAGAGAUGGAGACAGGAAUCCAAGAAUCACAUGUCUCAGUAGCUUAAUGUUUGAUUAUCCACAACAACAGUGUGAACCUGUCAAAUGUAGCCCAACUCCAAUCAAUCCACCUAAUGGCCGAGUUGACUCUACAAAUGAUGAGUGCCGAUCUGUUGUCACCUAUAGUUGCAAUGACUGCUAUAGACUUCAGGGCACAAAUAGUAAAGUGUGUACACCAAAUGGAAUCUGGGACCCGAGUGAAGGAACAACAUGCAUAUUAAAACAAUGUCCCGCAUUGACCCCUCCCCAGAAUGGAUUCAUAGUUGUACCAAAGACUGACUGUGGGCAAGAGGUCCAGUUUAGAUGUGAUGAUGGUUAUACCUUACAAGGACGGGAUCGCCUAACCUGUCAGAAUGGGAUUGGAGAUAGUGCUGCAUGGAAUGUCCAACCACCUACAUGUCAAUUGGAGAUAUGUAAGAACCCCAUGCCCUCAACUCUAAGGCCAGGCAACCAAGAAGCAGUGUUAGAUGAAGGACCAUCUGCCCAGAGCCCUUAUACAGAGGGCGCUAUACUGCUCUUUAAGUGCACCGACCCAUGUUUCCGAAUUUUAUCACCAGAGAAUACUGAAGGCCAGAGACGUCCUGAUAUCAACUGUGAAAGUGAUCUUGAGUUUAAUGCCCCAGAGCCACAAUGUGAACCCAUAAGCUGUAGCCCUGCACCAUUCAAUCCACCCAAUGGGCAAGUUGAUUUCACAGACUCAGCGUGCGACACCACAGUUAGAUACACCUGCAAUAGUUGCUAUGCCCUGUCUGGUGCUCCCACUAGGACCUGCCGACCUGAUGGAUUUUGGGACCCUUUCCCUGUCCCUUCUUGCAUAUUGAAACAAUGUGAGCCUUUAGUGGCUCCCUUGAAUGGAAGGAUUCUCAGUCUAAAUAGUGCAUGUGGAACAGAGGUUCAAUUUGCUUGCAACCAGUUCUAUUCUCUCAGAGGAUCAUCUGUAUUGACCUGCCAAGACAGUGGUCCAAACUCAGCUGAGUGGUCUGGUGAUAUACCACGAUGUGAACAAAACACUUGUGAGAAUCCUAUGCCAGCAAAUCUGCGACCAGGCAACGUAAAGGCAGUUCUUGACGUGGAUAAUUCACCCUCACCCCCCUACCUCAGUGGAGCCACACUACUGUACAAGUGCGAGGACAGAUGCUUUAAGAUUGCAGAAGAUAAUACCGGAAAUGACAGUCCAAUUAUAACAUGUCAAAAUAACUUAGAGUUUGACAGGCCAGAGCCACAAUGUGAACGCAUAACAUGUAGCCCACCGCCCAGUAACCCUGCAAAUGGAGCAGUUGACUCAACCAGUGCAGAAUGUGGAAAACCUAUUGAGUAUAAUUGUAACGAAUGCUAUAGACUAACUGGAGCCCCAUUCAGAGCUUGUACGUUCCAGGGCAUGUGGAUGCCAACCAAUGUGCCAACCUGUCAGCUGAAGAAAUGCAGAGAACUGCCUGACAUAGAUAAUGGAGAUAUCCUAUUUAGAACCACAGAUUGUGGCAAUGAGGUGAAAUAUGUGUGUGAGCCAUUGUUCUCUUUGGUCGGUAGUGACACUUUGAGAUGUGUCGACAGUGGAGGACGAGGUGCAGUGUGGGACAAUGAACCUCCUUCAUGUGAACAACAAUCAUGCCCCAACCCAAUGCCUCCCAUUCUCAGGCCUGGUAACAGGAGAGCAAUACCAGCUUUAGACGGUUCAAAUCUUGAUGAACCCCCUUAUAUACCAGGGACUACGCUUGUUUACAAAUGUGACGAUGAAUGCUUUCAAAUUGCGGAAAAUAGUAAUGGUGAAAGAAGGCCUGACAUUACAUGCCAGAAUGAUCUGAGUUUCUCUGAUAGAAUACCACAAUGUGAACCCAAGGGUUGCAGGCCUGCUCCAGUGAAUCCAACUAAUGGUGCAGUCUCCAGCACAGACACUGCCUGUGGUACAACUGUAGAUUAUAGCUGUGACAGCUGUUAUAGACUACAAGGACCUAGUUCAAGAGCCUGCGAGAGUAACCUAUGGACACCACCUUUUAUACCAACUUGCGAGCAACUUACCUGUCGACAGCUAAGAGCUCCUGAGAAUGGUCGAUUCUCCCCAAAUAGUAAUGUUUGUGAUCCAAACAGGCGAGUGACAUUCACAUGUACUGAUGGCUUUAGCCUGGUUGGAAAUAGAGUUUUAACAUGUUCUGAUGUUGGUGGCACUGCAGCAUGGUCUGGAAAUGAACCAACAUGCCAAAUGAAUGUAUGUUCUGAGCCUAUGCCUCCCUCUCCCAUACCUCCUGGUACAAAGGACCCAUUCAUUGACCCAAGCAACUCUGACCCUCCCCCAUACACCCCUGGAGAGGAGGUUACCUAUGCAUGUCCGAACUGCUAUGACAUCUCAAGAAAUGCUAGAGGUCAACGAGAUCCAACAAUUGAGUGUUUAAACAGCAUGGUUUUUGAUGAUAAGAUACCUCGUUGUGAAAAAAAGACAUGUAGGGGAGCAAUUAUUGCACCUGAGAAUGGGGCUGUGUCCAACACUGAUAAUACAUGUGGUAAUAGUGUUGUGUACACAUGUGACCAGUGCUACACCCUUUCUGAUCCCACCGCUGCCUCCAGGGCAUGCACACCAACAGGCUGGGUCCCUCAAAACCAACCUACAUGCAGAAGGGUAACAUGUGAAGACCUCACCAGUCCAGCAAAUGGAGAGAUCAUUGAAGAGAACCGAGACUGCCAGGGAAGAGCAAGGUUUAGGUGUUCAAGUGGAUAUAGAAUCUCUGGCUCUGAUACUCUGAUAUGUCAGCCUAAUGGCCGCUGGAAUGCUCCAAGGCCUGCCUGUGCUUUCGAUGAGUGCCCAUUUAUAUUGCCACCUGUGAAUGGAGGCUUUACUUCUGAUAGUGACACACCUCCUUAUAGCCUCGGAUCUGAAGUCUCCCUUGAAUGUGAUCCGUGCUAUAAGAUACAAAGGGGACCACCUGGCAGUGGAAAAGACAAAGUGCAGUGUACCACAUCAGGAUGGGAUGGGGAACUCAAUUCCUGUGAAAGAUUAAAGUGUGAACGAUUCUCUGGGAUAAUGUCUGGUGUGAUAACUGGCCAGAAUGAGCUGUGUGGUGAUUUUGCUCCUGGAGAGGGAACUGUCACAUUUUUGUGCAACAGUGGCUUUGAGAUAGAUGGCGCUCCCACACUGAAAUGUAUCGACAGGAAUGGAGAAGCUGCGUGGGACAAACCAAAGCCAACAUGUGUCCCAAAAACAUGUCCUGGAAUACAGCCCCCAGACAAUGGUGGUUUUAACCCAAUAGGAAGCAGCAUUCCUCCCUAUACUGCUGGUGACACAGUGGCAUUCAUUUGUAACCAAUGUUACAAACUUACACCAAAUUUGAACUCAAUUAAGUGUGAAACUUCUGGAGACUGGAAUAGAGAUGUGCCUCAGUGCAUAGGACCAUCUGAAUGUCAAGGGCUACCUUCAAAUCCUCGCAACGGAGAAGUUGAUCUUAGGGAUAAGAGAUGUGGAACUACAGUUACAUACAGCUGUAACACCUGCUACAGUCUUCAGGGGGAUGAGGAGAGAGAAUGCACUGUAAAUGGAUGGAGACCUCAAGCUGAACCCUCAUGCAAAUUGUUGCAGUGUGCAGAUGAUCUACCAGUUCCAGAAAAUGGAGUAAUCCUUGAGGAAAACAAUGACUGCGACAAGAGUGUUAGAUUUGGAUGUAAACCUGGCUUUAACCUGCAAGGACCAUCCACAGUAACAUGUCAACAAGAUGGCCCUAAUUCUGCUAAUUGGCAGGGUCCUUUCCCAACUUGUACAUCCAAUGUCUGUACCUUUGACAUCGAAACUGAAGGAGUGAUUGAAAAUGGAGAAAUAGAUUUGAACCCAGCCAAGACAGACGAACCCCCAUAUGUCCCUGGGUCUAAGAUUACAUGGAAAUGUGCCCCAUGUUAUGAGAUAGCAAGGGGAAGAGAUGACAAGACUAUUCCUACUAUAACUUGCACAGACAAAUUUAAAUGGGACAGACCUGUACCCAGAUGUACAAUAAAGAGAUGUUUCCCCUCUCCUGCUUCCCCAGCAAACGGUGUAUCAUCAUCCGUAGAUAACAAGUGUGGGACUAAAGUGUUCUAUACAUGCAAUGACUGCUAUAAGCCUGAUGAUAUAAGUCUCACCAUAAGGCAAUGUUCAGAGGAUGGUUGGAGACCUAAACAAGCCCCUAUAUGUGUUGAAAUAUCAUGCGAGGAAUUACCACCUCCAAAUUUUGGCCGUAUCGUAAGACAGAAUAAAGCCUGCAGAGGAACUGUUGAGUUUGCAUGUGAUGAAGGAUAUACACUCAAUGGGGAGAAUAACAUUAGAUGUAUCUCUGUUGGUGGUUUUGCAUUCUGGGAGUUUGACCCUCCCAUAUGUAGCAAGAGUACCUGUCCUGAUCCAAUGAAUUCUCCCCCAGAGAAUGGCUUUAUUGUCUCAGAGGACUCUAGCCCACCCCCCUACCAGGUGAAUGACAUCAUUGCAUACAGCUGCCGUCCAUGUUAUAUCAUAGCACGUAAUGCGGACAAUGAAAGGGAUGGGGAUAUACAAUGUACAGAUGCAAAGGUGUGGGACAGUCCGACACCUACAUGUGAAUUGCUGAAAUGUCCAAAGUUAACAGCUCCUGAAAAUGGCGCAAUCGUCCAAGAAGACAGGGACUGUGAUGGCACUGUGGGUGCCUCAUUCACAUGUGAUGACGGCUUUGAGCUGAUUGGUCCUCAACAAAUUCUAUGCGUCAGUGAGGGCAAUGGUGCAAAGUGGAAUGAUAAUCCACCAACAUGUGGAGCAACUGCCUGUGGGUUACCCCCAGAUAUUGAGAAUGGCCAGAUUGACCCCAGAGGUACCAGCCCUCCUCCCUUUACUGAAGGGGAUAUUGUGAAAUAUAGAUGUGAUGCGUGCUACUAUAUUAAGCCUGCUGCAGAUGGUACCAAAAGAGAAGAGUCCAUGUGCCUAGCUAAUGGUAACUGGGAAACUCCACCAAUAUGUACAUUGUUAUCAUGUCCGCAAGUAAGUGCUCCAAGAAAUGGCGGUCGCACUCCAAAGAGGAACAACAAUGAAUGUGGCAAGUUUAUCACAUUUAAAUGUAACGAUGGCUUUGAACCUGGUGGCAAUAAAGUGAGUCGUAUCAACUGUAUUAGGAAAUCAGAAGAUAAAGCAGACUGGGAUAAUGUUCCUCAAACAUGUGUACCAGGUGA
Messenger RNA from Owenia fusiformis, 10792 nucleotides. The record is from the annotation of a GenBank genome assembly. Lineage: Eukaryota; Metazoa; Annelida; Polychaeta; Sabellida; Oweniidae.